AUGAGUAACACGUUUGCUUCUUUAUUACGUGGUUCACGUCUAGCCACAUAUGACAGAAGCAUUGCUCAAGUCUAUACCACACCUUUAAAACACAAACAAAUCGGUGACUGGGGAUUAAAACGUAACUUACCUACUGUCAUUCGUACUCGAUAUGCAACUAUUGAACAGUUGGACACAGCAGAGCACCAAACACCCUGGCAACCAGGAGAUAGUCAAGUCUUGUUUGUUAAGCGUUGGAAAGAAAACUUUCCUGCUUCUAAAAAGCCUGUACCUCGUUUAGACUCACCUACACACAACAUUGUCGAGAUGACCCCUGCCGAAUUUAACCGUUUCCUUCAUUCGUGCAGUCUAUUAUCUCCUUCAUUCCAACACUUAUUAAAGAAGAAGGAACUUGUGCCCGAACAAGUAUUUGAUUAUUUGAAUGUCACUUUUAAGGAAUCUGCAGCACAAAAACCUGUAGGUCCCACCUAUUCAGACUAUGACACUGAGGAAGUUUACCCCGUACAAGGCCGUAUCCUAAAUGCUGAACGACAUGGACAUGCAGUGGGUAUUGCCGGUGUAGUGGGUUUCUUACCCAAGAGACAUUCAAUGGGUUUACGUCAAACUGGUAACCGUAAGGUACGUCAGUUCUAUGUCGAGAGCGCAAAGAUCGAUGAGGAAGGUAAACCCCACGUCCUCUUAACCUUGACUCCUCCCGGUGCUGCAAGUCUUCCCUUCAUGUUGGCCUUUGAUGAAGAUGAGCCUGCACAGGUCGCUGUCAAAACAAACCGCGUCUUCUUGACAAAGAAACCAUUAGAAGAUGAUAAUCUCACACCUCAUCCUGACCACGAUAAACUCAUGAGUAGAAUUGCUGAUUUAAUUAAUAAAAAAUAA
Mucor mucedo is the source of this 873-nucleotide messenger RNA. RefSeq lists its product as uncharacterized. Lineage: Eukaryota; Fungi; Mucoromycota; Mucoromycetes; Mucorales; Mucoraceae. The transcript has a single exon. The record is from RefSeq and is a predicted model, not a curated record. Bases 1 to 873 code for a protein of 290 amino acids.